UUCUAUCGCUCCUCAUCCGCCGCCCAUCAACACCAGGUGGUGGACAGAAUGGGCGUAGAAGAUGGAGGCGGAAUGAGAAGGAGAAGGCUGUGCGGCCCUUUGUGCACAAAGGACGACUUCCUCCCCCAGGAAUCCUUCAAGUCCUGGGCCAAUUACGUCAAUGCGCUCAAGCAGACUCCCUCCCGGUUUGCGGAACGGGUAUUCACCCGCUCCCACGACGGAGCCGAGCUGGCCGCCACAUCCCGGAGCAACCACCAGAUGAAGAAGACUCUCUCCUGGUGGGACCUGCUGUGGUUUGGGAUGGGAGCCCUCAUCGGCGCCGGAAUAUUCGUCCUCACGGGCCUCGAGGCUCGGAAAGAUGCCGGCCCCGCCGUCGUCCUCUCCUACGCCGUCUCCGGUCUCUCUGCUUUGCUUUCCGCCUUCUGCUACACGGAGUUCGCCGUUGAAAUCCCUGUUGCAGGUGGGUCAUUUGCAUACUUAAGGGUAGAACUUGGUGACUUUGUGGCCUUCAUCGCUGCCGGUAACAUCCUUCUCGAGUAUGUGAUUGGGGGAGCAGCAGUGGCUAGAUCAUGGACAUCUUACUUGGCCAGUCUCUGCAAUAAGGAGCCCAGUUCCUUCCUCAUAAAAGCUCAUGGUUUGGCAGAAGGCUAUGACAAGCUUGACCCCAUUGCAGUUGGCGUAUGCAUAGCAAUAUGUAUGGUUGCAGUGCACAGCACAAAGGGCUCCUCCCGUCUCAACUACAUUGCCUCUAUUGUCCAUAUAACCGUGAUUUUAUUCAUCAUAGUGUGUGGACUAAUCAAAUCCAAUUACAAGAAUUAUACACCCUUUAUGCCAUUUGGUCCACGGGGGGUUUUCAAGGCAGCAGCAGUGUUGUUCUUCGCCUUUGUUGGAUUU
Messenger RNA from Cuscuta europaea, 894 nucleotides. Lineage: Eukaryota; Viridiplantae; Streptophyta; Magnoliopsida; Solanales; Convolvulaceae. The record is from the annotation of a GenBank genome assembly.